This is a messenger RNA of Eptesicus fuscus (big brown bat), 518 nucleotides long. Its product is annotated as cytochrome c oxidase assembly protein COX19. The coding region runs from base 95 to 364 and encodes 89 amino acids. Gene Ontology annotation, biological process: mitochondrial respiratory chain complex IV assembly. The record is from RefSeq and is a predicted model, not a curated record. Gene Ontology annotation, cellular component: mitochondrial intermembrane space. The transcript has 3 exons. Lineage: Eukaryota; Metazoa; Chordata; Mammalia; Chiroptera; Vespertilionidae.
CGACGCGCUCGGCGCUCGCUAGGGGUCCGCUCGGCGCUCGGCCGGCGGCCUGCGUGGUGCGUGCGGCGCCCUCGGAGGCUCCGGCGCCGCCAUCAUGUCUACAGCCAUGAACUUCGGGUCCAAGAGCUUCCAGCCGCGGCCGCCGGACAAGGGCAGCUUCCCGCUGGACCACUUCGGUGAAUGCAAACGCUUCCAGGAGCAGUUCAUGAAGUGCCUCCGCGCAAGCAAGUUCGAGAGCGCGUUGUGCAGACACGAAUCCAAAGCCUAUUUGGAGUGCCGGAUGGAGAGGCAACUGAUGGCACAAGAACCACUGGAAAAGCUGGGGUUUGGAGACUUGAUGGACGGAAAGGCAGACAAACACUAAAUCCUCAUGGGAAGGCCACCGGCCGGGCAUCUGGGGCGGAGCCGUGGCGCUGACCUGUCACCCUGAGGUCACUUGGUGUGACUGAGAAAGGGGCGUCCGCGUGCCCUUGGAGCACCUCGGUGGGCGGGGCUCACACCGGGAAGGGCUCCUCCUC